GUAACUUCCUGACUGAGAAACAGCGGCCGCUGCAGCGACACAUUGAGACUGAGACUCAUUACUCUCAGAUUUAUACUGAAUAUUUACACUGGGACUGUCACACUGAAUAUUCCUCCCCCCCCUGAGACUGUGAAUGAGCAGCAACUCCCGGGACCCUCACGUGACAACUCCCGGGACCCAGAGGAUCGGACGAUGUCGGACACAUGAGUCGAUAUCGGGAGCGACUGACUGAGGACAUUUAACUCUCUCUUCCCGGGACUGGAGAUCUGAAGAGUUGAUCAUUUAUUUGCUCCGGGGAGAUUUUUUUUGCUGGAAACCUUUGAACUGGAUCAUGAAGUUCCCCGAGCGAUAAUCCCACUCACACUGACCCAGAGCGACAUUCGCUCCCAGACACGGGCCCUGGGGCCCCUCUAGUUACUCUUAUUAUUAGUUUCCCAUGGGAUUGUAGCUGAUCAGUGCCGGGAAUGCCUCUGUUUGGAUUAAACUGUGGAAAGAAGAAGCAGCCGGAAAAGGAGCGGCGUCUGCGGGCGAAUGACCGGGAGUACAACCUGAAAUUCAAGUAUGCGACAAACGCCAUCAAGACCUCCAAGUAUAAUUUCUUCACCUUUCUGCCCCUGAACCUCUUUGAGCAGUUUCAGCGAGUCGCCAACGCCUACUUUGUGUUCUUACUCAUUCUACAGCUCAUCCCCCAGGUCUCCUCCCUGUCCUGGUUCACUACAGUUGUGCCCCUGGUGCUGGUAUUGGCCGUAUCCGCUGUGAAAGAUGCUACGGACGACUUUUAUCGGCACAAAAGUGACAAUCAGGUCAACAACCGAACGGUGCAGGUGCUCAGCAACGGGAAGUUUACGAAUGAAAAAUGGAUGAACAUCCAAGUGGGAGACAUCAUAAAGCUGGAGAAUAACAACUUUGUCACGGCAGAUCUGCUGCUUCUGUCCAGCAGUGAACCCAAUGGGCUGAUCUACAUAGAGACGGCAGAGCUGGAUGGGGAAACCAACCUCAAAGUGAAGCAGUCGCUGACUGUGACCGGGGACCUUGGAGAAAACCUGGAGCAGCUCUCACGGUUUGAUGGGGAAGUUGUCUGUGAGGCUCCAAAUAACAAGCUGGACACCUUUACUGGGACCCUGACGUACCAAGAGGAGAAAUACUCGCUGGACAAUGGGAAGAUCCUGCUGCGAGGCUGCACUCUAAGGAACACAGACUGGUGCUUUGGCAUGGUGGUAUUCGCAGGCCCUGACACCAAACUCAUGCAGAACAGUGGCAGAACCACCCUGAAACGGACCAGCAUAGAUCGGCUCAUGAAUAUCCUGGUUCUGUGGAUAUUUGUGUUCCUGGCUGUCAUGUGCAUCAUUUUGGCCAUAGGAAAUGGCAUUUGGGAGUCAAAUCAAGGCUACUACUUCCAGGUCUACCUCCCAUGGCCUGAAGGUGUGACCAACGCAGCCUUCUCCGGUUUUCUGAUGUUCUGGUCCUAUGUCAUCAUACUGAACACUGUGGUGCCAAUCUCUCUUUAUGUCAGCGUUGAGAUCAUACGACUGGGCAACAGCUACUACAUCAACUGGGACCGUAAAAUGUACUACCCUAAAAAGGACACCCCGGCCGAGGCUCGUACCACCACCCUCAAUGAGGAACUUGGCCAGAUCAAGUACAUCUUUUCAGAUAAGACUGGCACUCUCACCCAGAACAUCAUGACUUUCAACAAGUGCUCCAUCAAUGGCAACUCAUACGGAGAUGUAUUUGACUAUGCAGGAAACAGACUGGAGGUUAAUGAGCACACAGAGAAGGUGGAUUUUUCUUUCAACCCACUGGCAGACCCUAAGUUUGCAUUCCAUGAUCAUCGUUUGGUGGAAUCCGUGAAAUUGGGAGAGACCGCAACGCACGAGUUCUUCCGCCUGCUUGCCUUAUGCCACACGGCAAUGUCAGAGGAAAAGAAACCCGGUGAGUUGGUAUAUCAGGCUCAAUCUCCAGAUGAAGGAGCGUUGGUUACAGCCGCCAGGAAUUUCGGAUUUGUGUUUCGCACCCGUACCCCAGAGACUAUCACAGCGGUGGAGAUGGGAGAGACCAAAGUGUAUGAGCUGCAGGCCAUCCUCGACUUUAACAACGACCGCAAGAGAAUGUCUGUGAUUGUGAAAAGCCCUGAUGGACGCCUGACCCUUUACUGUAAGGGGGCUGAUACCAUAGUCUACGAGCUCCUUGAUCAGUCCAGUGAGGACCUAAAGGAGACCACCACCGAGCACCUAAAUGAAUUUGCCGGUGAAGGUCUACGUACACUAGUCCUGGCCUAUAAGGAACUAGACCCAGUCUACUUUCAGGACUGGAAGCAGCGACACCAUGAAGCCAGCACAUCUCUUGAGGACCGUGAGGAGAAACUGGCUAAACUGUAUGAAGAGAUUGAAAAGGACCUGAAGCUGCUCGGAGCCUCUGCCAUAGAAGAUAAACUGCAAGAUGGAGUCCCCCAGACCAUAGAGACACUAAGCAAGGCCAACAUUAAGAUAUGGGUGCUCACUGGGGACAAACAAGAGACUGCGGAGAACAUUGGCUAUGCGUGUAACAUGCUGCAGGACGAGAUGAAAGAGGUGUUUGUCAUUAAGGGCUGCAGUCCAGAGGAGGUCCUGGAGGAGCUCAGGUCUGCGAGGAUGAAGAUGAACCCUGAGAGUUUUUCAGAGAGCAAUGAAGUAAAUGUUCAUCUUCAAAAAAAGUCUAAAAAAUCCAAAAUCAUUCCCGAUGAUGAGCUGACGGGGAACGACAGAUUUGGGAUCCUCAUCAACGGACACAGUCUGGCCUUCGCCCUGGAAGAGAGCCUGGAAAUCGAGCUGCUUAGAACGGCCUGUAUGUGUAACGCUGUGAUCUGCUGCCGGGUCACCCCCCUCCAGAAGGCUCAGGUGGUCCAGCUGGUGAAGAAGUACAAGAAGGCAGUAACGUUGGCCAUUGGGGAUGGAGCUAAUGAUGUGAGCAUGAUCAAAACGGCACACAUAGGAGUUGGCAUCAGCGGGCAGGAGGGCAUGCAGGCUGUACUGUCCAGUGAUUUCUCCUUUGCCCAGUUCCGGUACCUGCAACGACUCCUUCUGGUCCAUGGGCGCUGGUCGUACAUCCGCAUGUGUCGAUUCUUGAGUUACUUCUUCUAUAAGAACUUCACCUUCACGCUGGUCCAUUUCUGGUACGGCUUCUUCUGCGGCUUCUCUGCCCAGACCGUGUAUGACGAGUGGUUCAUUACUCUGUACAACCUGGUGUACACCUCGCUGCCUGUGCUGGGAAUGAGCCUCUUUGACCAGGACGUGAACGACCGCUGGAGCCUGGAGUUCCCGGAAUUGUAUGAGCCAGGACAGAUGAAUCGCUACUUCAACAUCAGGGAGUUUAUCAAGUGCGUUCUGCAUGGGAUAUACAGCUCCCUGGUCCUCUUCUUCAUACCAUUUGGGGCCAUGUACGAAUCUGUCAGGGAGGACGGGAGAGCCAUUUCCGACUACCAGUCAUUUGCCCUGAUGGCCCAGACCUGCCUUCUGCUAGUCGUCUCUGUUCAGAUCGGGUUGGACACCGCGUAUUGGACAGCAGUCAAUCAGUUCUUCAUCUGGGGUAGUAUGGCCGUGUACUUUGCCAUUACCUUCACCAUGUACAGUGACGGGAUGUACCUGAUAUUCACCGGCUCCUUCCCAUUCAUAGGGACGGCACGUAACACGCUAAAUCAGCCGGGCGUUUGGUUGGCUAUUUUCCUGACCACGGUGCUUUGUGUCCUGCCCGUGGUCGCCUUCCGCUUCCUGAGGUCUGAGCUGUUUCCAAGUGUCAGUGACAAGUUCCAGAAGAAAAUCAGAGAGGCCAAGAAACGUCCACCACCUCCACCACCCAAGGCCCGGCUUCGGCGCACAAGCUCGCGUCGGUCAGGUUACGCCUUCUCUCACCAGCAAGGUUACGGAGACCUCAUUACCUCAGGAAGAAACUUUCGGCCCAAGAUUCCAUUCCAUCAAACGGGCAAAUUUGCUCCCAACGAAAGAGCCCGGCAAGCAAACUGGAAGUGAGGAGUCCGGGCGUGGGACCAGUAUGGCAGCUCCGCCCCCUGGGAAAGCCAAUCAGUUAUUUUGCUGCGGGACAGUUUGUGCGUCAUUCUACACUACCAUGUGGCCUUUCUUUUCUGCAACCGCAAUGUUUCCUCUUACUGGGACAUUGAUCUCUUCUCUGGGAUUAUAACAAGUGCCUUUCUAAUACUCUAAUGAUAAACGCCACUAUCACAGGGGCUGCCGUGCACUUCAAUCAAGAGCAGCUUUGUUCUUUUUAUGGGAUAAACACAAACCUUGGCGGCAGUCAGACAUCUGUCAUCUGGCAGAAUCCAACAUGGCUGCCUCCUGACUUACUCAGCAGCGCAUUAAAAAAACCCGAUUCUGUUAUCUCAUCGCCAAGUCAACCUUCGUUUUUACUCCGCCCAUUCUGUAGAAACACCGGCCACUUACUGGCCUGAAUUCAUCACUUGUGGGGCCACCAACAGCCAAUGGGCAUGAGGGGAAUUUCAGGGACAAAAAAAUGUAAAUUUUCCCUCAGAUUGUCUUAUUUGUACUAGUGUGUGUUAGUGUAUGUGUCAGUGUGUGUUAAAGCACAGGGACAGGGGUUCUACAGCUGAAAUGUAUCAGUAAUUUAGGUUUUCCGGUGUCUGUAAUUAAUGAUACUCUCAGCUCAGGAGCAACAAUACAAUGACGGGGGGAUUAGGGAAAGUGCAGGGUUGGAGCAAUGAAGGGAGACAUGGAGCUGAGGUGCAGAAUUAUUUGGGAGAGUGGGAUGAAGGCAAAAAUGAUUCCAUUGGAGACUUCGGCCCAAGAACUAUGUGUUAUGUCCUGGCUUAGAGGAAGGAGCCCACCGGGGUGUUUGCCAGUAGCCCAGCAGGCCAGUCCUGCCUUUAUUAAACAUACAGUGUGAGCUCCACACUAUGAGGGACUGCAACGAAACUCACCAGGCUGACCUCACACUAUGUUUUAUUAAGGGGGUUGUUCACCUUUAAAUUAACCCUUGGCAUGAUGUAGAGAGCGAGAUUUUUCAGUGGUUUUCAUUUUUUUUAUUGCGUGUUUAUUUUUAAUUCAGCAGCUCUGCAGUUCGGGAAUUUCAGCAGCUAUCUGGUUGCUAGGGUCCAAAUUACCCUAGCAACCGUGCACUGGAUAAAAUGAGAGGUUGGAAUAUGAAUAGGAAAGUGCCUGUGUAGAAAGAUGAGUAACGCUCUGCCUUUGUUUGAAAGCUGGAAAGAAUCAGAAAUAGAAGGAAAAUAAUUCAAAAACUAUUUAAAAAUAAAGCCCAAUUGAAAAGCAGCUUAGAAUUAGCCAUUCUAUAACAUAAUAAAAUGUAACUUAAAGGUGAACAGCUCCUUUAAAAAAUUUUGCUGUUAGAGGCCUGGAUUUGGGGUAAGCCCAUUGCAUGUGGAUAUGUCAUCAUAUUCCCUAACCAGGCCCAGAACUCUAACACUUCGGGGACUGAACACUUGAAUAACAGCAGAAUUGGGUGGGGGAGUAUGUGCUCUCUGGGGGGUACCUACUAUAGGUAUUAACAGACCCGGGCCUAGGGCGGUAAGAUUUCAGGGGUGACAUGAGGAUCACGAGGUCCAAGGGAGCAGCAAAGGGAAAUCGGGGCCUGGGUACAAGUCAACCACAGGUCUCACAAAAGAGAUUGGCCUUAUAUUAUAUUAUAUUGCCCGGGGUUAUGAGGGAAACGUCUGUCAUUUAUUGUAAUAUCAGAUCUGGGUCACAUUUGCCUUUAAGGAGGGCCUAUAGAGUGCGGCAUUACACCCCUUUGGGAAAAGGUUUUAUUAAGAUUUUUUUACCUCUGGCUGCAGCCAUGACACUGAGGUUGGGGGGCGGGGCAACAACUUGAUAGGCUGAAGUACCAUGUACACAAUAUCUGCGGCCUAUCAGGUCCUUGCACCAAGCCCACAAUGACAACUGCACCAGUGGGUUGCGGUUUAGGGGAAAAGAAAAUCUCUGCUAAAUUGGGGCUGGUGGAAUGAGAAUAUUCCAGCACUAUUUUAAAGGGUAAAUAUUUCUUUCUAAUGACCAAAGACAUUUUUGUGGGUUAAAAGCAAUAAUUUUAUAAAUGUGUUUUUUUUUUAUACUGAAUGUAUAAAAUUGUGAUAAUUUUCCACUGAUGAAUAAAUGAAAGUUUGUCA
Molecule: messenger RNA, 6127 nt
Organism: Xenopus laevis (African clawed frog)
Lineage: Eukaryota; Metazoa; Chordata; Amphibia; Anura; Pipidae
Product: phospholipid-transporting ATPase ID
Exons: 29
Coding region: 465-4004 (1179 amino acids)
Source: RefSeq, a predicted model, not a curated record